ACUAUUUCGUGGUCGUCUGCGUCUUCGAGUUUGUGCUAGCAUUUGGAUGAAAAAAAUGAUCGUUAUGGAUGUCAAUAACGAUGGACUUUUGUCAACCCCCGAGACGAACGUUGGUAAGCAAACUUUUUGGAUCGCACUCCAUGCCAGGUUUGAGGCACAAAGUGCUGAAUUCCAUCUAUUUGGCUCCCAUGGCCAGUUUCUAACAUUUCCAAAAGUGGUACUCAAUGUUGAUCGCGAACCAUGGUUCACGGUAAUCACGUUUGUUACAUUGGCGUAUUUCUCGGUUUUGGUCACACUCGAGGGUGGUGCAUUUCAAAAAAUUGGCCACGCUUGGCUUCCGAUUGUUACCACUACAUGCUAA
Molecule: messenger RNA, 361 nt
Organism: Entrophospora candida
Lineage: Eukaryota; Fungi; Glomeromycota; Glomeromycetes; Entrophosporales; Entrophosporaceae
Source: the annotation of a GenBank genome assembly